Molecule: messenger RNA, 1845 nt
Organism: Nycticebus coucang (slow loris)
Lineage: Eukaryota; Metazoa; Chordata; Mammalia; Primates; Lorisidae
Product: signal-regulatory protein beta-1-like
Exons: 6
Coding region: 257-1411 (384 amino acids)
Biological process (GO): positive regulation of phagocytosis; positive regulation of T cell activation
Cellular component (GO): plasma membrane
Source: RefSeq, a predicted model, not a curated record
GGCAGACAUCUAGCCAGAUCAGGCUCCAGAGCCCACCACCAUGCCCAUCCCUGCCUCUCAGCCCCACCCGCCUCCGCCAUCCCUCCUGCUGCCCCUGCUGCUGGGACUCGCAGUCUAGCAAUUUACCCAUCCUAGAAGCUGAUACAUGGUGUGAAAAGAAAGAAUUAACUGAAUUUCAGCCACAAUCUGGACCCCAACCUCAACCACAGCUGGGGGAGUUUGAGCUCACUUGUGUUUCCCUCCAGGAGUGACAAGAAUGGAGGAGCUGCAGGUGACUCAGCCUGACAGGUCAGUGUCGGUUGCUACUGGAGAGGCGGCCAUUCUGCGCUGCACUGUGACCUCCCAGGUCCCUGUGGGGCCCAUCAGUUGGUUCAAGGGGACUGGGCAAGACCGAGAAUUGAUCUACAGUCAAAAAGUCCACCACCCCCGGGUAACAAACAUCACAGAUCACACGAAGAGAGACAACCUGGACUUUUCCAUCCGUAUCAGUAACAUCACCCCAGCAGACGCCGGCACCUACUACUGUGUGAAGUUCCGGAAAGCAACGCUUGGAACCGUGGAGUUUAAGUCUGGACCAGGAACCGUGUUAAUUGUGCGUGCUAAGCCCUCUCCUCCAGAGAUUUCUGGCCCCUCCAGCAGGGCCAGCCCAGGUCAACUACUGAACCUAACGUGCAUAUCAACUGGCUUCUUUCCCAAAGACAUAGAUGUGAAAUGGUUUGAAAAUGGUGUGGCACUUCCAACUUUUCAGACCUUCGUCUUCCUGCCUAAAGAUGCUUCCUCCUACACUGUCGUCAGCACUGCCCUGGUGACUCUUGCCAUCUCCUCAAUGCACUCCCAGGUCACUUGCCAAGUGACUCACAGUGAAUUGCAGAGACCCCUCAGAGGGCAUGUGAAUAUCUCCCAGUUUCUCCAAGUUGUGCCCACAGUGACUGUCUUAGCACGCUACAUCCCAGGAAUCCAGGCAGCCAUCCUCACCUGCCAUGUCCAAAGGUUUUACCCCAAAGACAUUCAAAUCACCUGGCUGAAGAGAAACAUAGGCUUCAAGACCUGUGAGGUCCUUAUUCCCACUGAGAAUCCAGAUGGCACAUCCAACCAAGACAGUCAUAGCCUGGUCAACACUUCAGAGGGGGAGGAUGAAAUGCUGUUCACCUGUCAAGUGUGGCAGAAUGACCAGAGUCUGGUCCAGGCUAGCAGACAGCUGAGCAAGUUCGGAGAAGAACAAGAGAGUUUGGGUACGACGGUGUUCAGCUCCCUCUUCCUCCUAGCCUGGAAGUUGUUUCCUCUGACUGCACUUUCUGCUAUCUAUAUUUUGAGGAGGAACCCUUCUUCCAGGAGGACUGGCCUAGGAGAGGGACCUGCCAAGAUGCCUGCAGUUGCUACCCCUGCUUCUCCUGCCUCCUCACCCUGCUGAGACCUGUCUGCCUCUGGCUGUCUCUUCCUGCCUCCUGCAGCCCCCUGAGGAAAGCAGAGCCAGGACCAGGAAGGUGGGUAGUGAGAAGUGAGCUGUCAUGCCCUCCCCAGGAGUGAAGUUUCUGUGGAGAGUCGGACCUCAAAGUCUGUGACCCUGACCAAGAAACUCAGCAGAGGCAGGACAGGCCCCAACCCAGAUGGAAACACUCACCUGCACGUCGGACAGCUCCCUCCUAACUCUUCAAGGAAAGCUUACUGUGAGCACCUGAGCCCCAUGGUGAAACUCCUAUAGCCCUAUCAUUAAAAUGGGGUUUAAGGAGACACUUAUGUCCAAAAAACACAUGAGGAGAUGUCCAACCUCAUUAGUAAUCAGGAAAAGCCAUGGCAAAACUACUCUGAAAUGCCAUUUUGUUCCCAUUCAAACAGCAAAAAUAA